AUGACCAAUGAUGAAGGUGUCACCAUAUCAAAACCGAAAAGUCAAUGGAAUGAUAAUGAUAGGAAGUUGUGGUAUCAUGAUUGGAAAACACAAAAUAUUCCCAUAUCCGCAUUAGGUGUUGAUGAGUAUUAUCAUGUUUCUCAUUAUGAAACCGCCAAAGCUACGUGGGACGCAUUAGAAGUUGCCAAUGGGGGAACUAAUGAGGUCAAACAAGCUAGAAUCAACACAUUAAACCAAGAGUUUGAACUCUUUCGUAUGAAGCACGGUGAAACCAUUUCCGACAUGCAAAAGAGAUUUACACAUAUUAUUAAUAGAUCGAAUGCUCUAGGUAAUCUUGUAUCCAAUGUUAUUGCUACUAACAAGGUCUUAAGAUGUCUUAAUAGGGAAUGA
This is a messenger RNA of Lathyrus oleraceus (garden pea), 390 nucleotides long. RefSeq lists its product as uncharacterized. Lineage: Eukaryota; Viridiplantae; Streptophyta; Magnoliopsida; Fabales; Fabaceae. Bases 1 to 390 code for a protein of 129 amino acids. The transcript has a single exon. The record is from RefSeq and is a predicted model, not a curated record.